Molecule: messenger RNA, 1594 nt
Organism: Solanum dulcamara
Lineage: Eukaryota; Viridiplantae; Streptophyta; Magnoliopsida; Solanales; Solanaceae
Exons: 10
Coding region: 118-1350 (410 amino acids)
Biological process (GO): cytoplasmic translational initiation
Cellular component (GO): cytoplasm; eukaryotic translation initiation factor 3 complex
Molecular function (GO): translation initiation factor activity
Source: RefSeq, a predicted model, not a curated record
CUCACUGCAGUCCACUUCAUCAAGCCAGGGUUUACUCCCCCACCCCCGCGGCAUCUCCCUUCCUCGUUCACUUUCUCGGAGUUUCGAAUUUGCUAUCGACGGAAACCCAGAGGGAAAAUGACCACCGUCGUUCCGACUUCGGAGGAAGAUCCGUCGCUUUCCGUCGUUCUGUUCACCGCUCAGAUGUCAUGGGCUGACGCUGGCCAAGAGGUUGCAGAGCCUCAUGUGAAUAGGCUGUGCGCCGAGACACAGGAAUGCAUAAUUAAAGGAAGAUGGCUAGAUUUGGCUUCAUUGAUGGUCACUUCUGCGGAUUUGAUAUUUUCUAAAGCUUCCGAGAAAGAUCUCGAGUGCAUUUUCACAAUAAUCUGCAACCUUGUCAAGAAACCUGAGAGUUUGGACCAAGUACAUGAGAUGGCAGAGCUCAUAUCCACUAAACUCUCUCAACUACCAAGUGAUAAGCCUGCAUUGCGCUUAAAAAUCUUGUUCAAUCUCUACAACCUGUUGGAGAAUCCUUAUAGCCGUUUCUUUGUGUACAUGAAGGCCCUUAAUUUGGCCAUAAAUGGAAAGGUCGCUGAACAUAUCUUGCCAUCUUUCAAAAAGAUAGAUAGCUUCUUGAAAGAGUGGAAUCGUGGAGUCAAAGAUCAGCGGGAGCUCUUCCUUAAGAUCUCAAACAUUCUGAAGGAAACCAAGAGCUCUGCAAAAGAGUCUUUCAAGUUUCUUAUAAAGUAUUUGGAAACUUUCUCGGAUGAAGAUGCUCAGGCCAUGAAUGAGGCAAAGGAAGAAGCUCUCCACGCAAUUAUUGCCUUUGUCAAGGCACCUGACAUGUUUCAGGGUGGCUUGCUAUACAUGCCUGCUAUAGUCCAAUUGGAGAAAGAUGCUAAAUAUGCUCUAGCAUAUCAGCUUCUGAAGAUCUUUCUCACUGGGAGGCUAGAUGAUUACUUGAAUUUCCAAAAGUCAAAUUUAGAAUUUUUAAAAACCUAUGGACUUCUCCAUGAAGAUUGUGUAGAAAAAAUGAGAUUAUUGACCUUGGUAGAUCUUGGCAUGACGGAAACCGGUCAAAUUCCUUAUUCCAUCAUCAAAGACACAUUGAAGAUUAAUGAUAUUGAUGUGGAAUCGUGGGUUGUUAAGGCGAUUUCAGCUAAGUUACUCAUCUGCAAGAUAGAUCAAAUGAACCAAGUAAUAAUUGUUAGCCGAUGUACAGAGCGUGUAUUUGGGCCAAAUCAGUGGCAAUUGCUUCGAGCAAAGCUUGUGACCUGGAGAGGAAAUAUUUCAGGGGUUAUUAGUAAAAUUCAUGCUAACAAGAUAAUUGAAGAUAGCACACAAACAAUGCAAGGAUUAGCGAUCCGCUGAAGGUUGUUUUUGUUAGUUAUUUGCGGAAAUGAUCUACUUUAAAAUUUUGGAGACGGGAUUAAUUAGUGCCCAUAUAUAGAGCCAUUUCUUUCAAGCAGAAAUUUUGACAUUAUUCUCGCUGCGCCAAAUUUUCUUUUGAGUUUGUUAAAGCUGUAUUUGCUUUCUUUUCCUGGCAAGUUUACAGUUGUAAUUUCAUGAGAUGACAGUGUUCAAUUAUAAUUUCCAGUUGAUUCCAUUAUUUCAA